Passer domesticus (house sparrow) is the source of this 4518-nucleotide messenger RNA. RefSeq names its product small G protein signaling modulator 2 (gene SGSM2). Lineage: Eukaryota; Metazoa; Chordata; Aves; Passeriformes; Passeridae. Gene Ontology annotation, molecular function: GTPase activator activity. The record is from RefSeq and is a predicted model, not a curated record. The transcript has 24 exons. Gene Ontology annotation, biological process: activation of GTPase activity. Bases 97 to 3156 code for a protein of 1019 amino acids.
CCGGGCGGCGCCCCCGCCCCGCCCGCUGACGUCACGCCGCGGUGAAGAUGGCGGCGGGCCCGGGUCGGGAGCUGUGAGCGCCCCGGGCCCGCCAACAUGAGCUGCUCGGCGGACGCCGUGAAGGACAGGCUGCUGUGGAACGUGAAGAAGGAGGUAAAGCAGAUCAUGGAAGAAGCUGUCACCCGGAAAUUUGUACAUGAAGACAGCAGUCACAUCAUCGCCUUAUGCGGUGUGGUGGAGGCAUGUCUGCUGCACAUGCUGAAGCGCAGGGCUGCCGGCUUCCUGCGCACCGACAAGGUGGCCGCGCUCUUCACCAAGGUGGGCAAGACCUGUGCCAUAGCUGGAGACGUGUGCAAGAAGGUGCAGGAGCUGCAGCAGCAGGUGGAGAGCAGGAAAAAUCAGCCAAAUGGGCAGGAACCCCUCAAAAGGCAGGGAUCAACCACAAGCAAAACACCUGUCCUGACACCCCAGGCCAUCAAGCACAUCUGGGUUCGGACAGCCUUGAUUGAGAAGGUGCUGGACAAGAUUGUGCAGUACAUUGUUGAUAACUGCAGUAAAUACUAUGAAAAGGAAGCUUUGCUGGCAGAUCCUGUUUGUGGCCCAAUACUGGCUUCUCUGCUAGUUGGACCGUGUGCUCUGGAGUACACCAAGCUGAAGACAGCUGACCACUACUGGACAGACCCUUCGGCCGACGAGCUGGUGCAGCGGCACCGCAUCCACGGCGCGCACGGCCGCCAGGACUCGCCCUCCAAGCGCCCAGCCCUGGGAAUCCGCAAGCGGCACUCCAGCGGCAGCACGUCCGACGAUCGCUUUGCCGCCUCGGCGCGGGAGUACGUGGAGUCCCUGCACCAGAACUCCCGCACACACCUGCUCUACGGCAAGAACAACGUCCUGGUGCAGCCGAAAGAUGACUUGGAGGCAAUUCCUGGGUAUCUCUCCCUUCAUCAGUCAGCAGAUAGUUUGACAUUAAAAUGGACUCCAAACCAGCUGAUGAAUGGAACCCUUGGAGAUUCAGAACUGGAGAAAAGUGUUUACUGGGACUAUGCAUUGAUUGUGCCACUGAGCCAGAUCGUCUGCAUCCACUGCCACCAGCAACCAGAAAGCAGAUGGACUUUAGUGCUGGUGAGCCAGGACGGGACGCAGAGGCCUCCGCUGCACUUCCCCCAAGGAGGGCACCUCCUCGCCUUCCUGUCCUGUCUGGAAAAUGGGCUCCUGCCCCGUGGCCAGCUGGAGCCCCCGCUGUGGUCCCAGCAGGGCAAGGGCAAGGUGUUUCCAAAGCUUCGAAAACGGAACAGCAACAAAUCAGUGGACCUGGAGGAGAUGCCAGCUGAGGACACAUCCACGGACUAUGUCUUCAGAAUUAUUUAUCCUGGACACAAGCACGAUAACAUAACUAUUAACUACCACCACUUAGCUGCCAGCCGCUCUACCUCUGUUGACGAUGAUGAGGAGGAGGAAGAUAAGCUACACGCAAUGCUAUCAAUGAUCUGCUCUCGGAACCUCACAGCUCCUAAUAGGAUGAAAGACAGCGGUGAGAUGAUAGAGAUGCAAGGCUUUGGGGCAAACCUGCUGUCGUGGCAGCUGGAGCACUGCAGCCAGGGCUCCUCCUGUAUCUCCUGCUCCAUGGGCAGCUCUCCCUACGACAUUCCCAGCUGCUGCACCUGCAUCCACGACCGAACUCCCCUAAAGAUGUUGUGUGAAAGCAUGAAGAGGCAGAUCAUUUCCAGAGCCUUUUACGGAUGGCUGGCGCACUGCCGGCACCUGUCCACGGUGCGCACGCACCUCUCGGCGCUGGUCAACCACAGCAUCGUGCCCCCCGACCGCCCCGCCAGCGCCGCCGCCGGCCUCACCAAGGAGGUCUGGAGCAAGUACCAGAAGGACAGGAAGAACUACAAGGAACUGGAAUUACUAAGAAGAGUCUACUAUGGUGGGGUCCAGCAUGAGAUUCGGAAGGAAGUGUGGCCAUUCUUGUUAGGUCACUACAAAUUUGGCAUGGCUAAGAAGGAGAUGGACCAGGUGGACGCAGACAUUGCUCUGAGGUACCAGAAGGUGAUGGCUGAGUGGAAGGCCUGCGAGGUCAUUGUGAAGCAGCGAGAGAAGGAGUCGCACUCAGCCACGCUGGCCAAGUUUUCCUCGGGCAGCAGCAUUGACAGCCACGUCCAGAGGCUCAUCCACAGGGACUCCACCAUCAGCAAUGAUGUGUUCAUUUCUGUGGAUGACUCGGACGCGGUGGAGCAGGAGCCCAAGGAGCCCGCGCCGGCCGCGCCCGCCGCGGAGUUCGACUCGCCCGACUCGGGGCUGCCGUCCUCCAGGAACUACUCGGUGGCCUCGGGCAUCCUGUCCAGCAUCGACGACGGCCAGGGCGGCUCCUUCGAGGACGGGGCCGAGGAGGAGGGCAGGAGCGAGGCGGGAGCCGGGCUGUCGGAGGAGCAGCUCUGCUCCCACGCCGAGGGCUUGGCCUCGCUCUGCGCCGCGUCCUACACAAUAGAGUUAUUGGACACUGUUGCCUUAAAUUUGCACAGAAUUGAUAAAGAUGUCCAGAGAUGCGACCGGAAUUACUGGUACUUCACUGCUGAGAACCUGGAGAAGCUCCGAAAUGUCAUGUGCAGCUAUGUCUGGGAGCACCUAGAAGUUGGUUAUGUCCAAGGCAUGUGUGACCUCCUGGCUCCUUUGAUGGUUAUUCUUGACAAUGAUCAGCUGGCCUACAGCUGCUUCAGCCACUUGAUGAAGAGGAUGAGCCAGAACUUCCCCAAUGGAGGUGCUAUGGACACACACUUUGCCAACAUGCGGUCCCUCAUCCAGAUUCUGGACUCAGAACUUUUUGAAUUGAUGCACCAGAAUGGAGAUUACACUCAUUUUUACUUCUGCUAUCGCUGGUUCCUGCUUGACUUUAAAAGAGAAUUGUUGUACGAGGAUGUAUUUACAGUGUGGGAAGUUAUUUGGGCAGCAAAGCACAUCUCUUCAGAACAUUUUGUCCUUUUCAUUGCCUUAGCACUUGUGGAAGUUUAUCGAGAGAUUAUCCGUGAUAACAACAUGGACUUCACUGAUAUCAUCAAGUUUUUUAAUGAAAUGGCUGAGCACCACGAUGCUGCAGAGAUCCUGAGGAUAGCCAGAGACCUUGUCUACAAAGUGCAGACACUGAUUGAGAACAAGUGACCAUGGACAGGCUGCCCUGGGCCUCGCUGUGAGCCACUGGAUGGAGCAUUCCUUGCACUGUAAUUCCAAAUGGUGUUUUAAUUGCAUCUUCCAUGUAAUGUAAUAAAUAGUGAGGAGACAGUAAGAGACUUUUACAACCUGAACUUUCCCUUCACCAGAUGAGGUUGGUGUUUGAUAGUCCUUGUUACACUGACUUUGUAUUUCUAGACAAAAUCUUUUUUGCAUUCUCUGUUUCCCUCUCUAGAAGACAUCUAUCUACAUCUUUGAGAUGUUGAAAGGGGGGAUUUGACAAACUGCAACAUUUCUAUUGUGACUUUCUGCACCUGUAAAGCCUGGAUGCACCUUGUGUGCUCUGCCAGAAGCUGCCAUGGAGGCAAGGCUGGGCCCACUGCUGCCACUGGAUUGGGUCCUUGGAGGAGCACGGUCCUGGCCUCACUGUCUUGCCUUGGACAUGGAAGAGAAUGUGUCUGAGCUCAUGUUGCUAAAACAUUUGGGUUUGUAUUUAGCAGUGAUUAAAGCUGAUAAGGUUUCUGACUGGGAGAAUGGCCUUAACCUAAAUGCCACAGUUCAUGGGAGCAGUGAUGAGCUCGUGAGCUGAAACACCAGUUUGGCCUUGGCUCUCACUGCUCAGCCUCCAUGGCCCACACAGACCUGCCUCUGUUUUGCUUUGCAGACUGACCCUGUGUCACUGCCAGCUGCCAGGCCCUGCCCUGUGUCACUCAGGUGAGCAGGUUCAGCCCAAGGACAGGGCCCUGCUCACGCUGGCAGCUCCUCUCCUGGGCUGUGCAGGGCCAUGGAUUCACAUCCCAUGGAGGGCAGGUGGCAGUGCCCAGCUCCCCAGACCCCUGACUGCUGCUCCUUCCUGCCCUGCAGAGCUGUCAGGGGUCCCACAGCACAAACCAGGCUCUGGUGAGCAGGACCAGCCCCUGCCAGGUGAAGGAGCUGCAGUUGCUGGGGGCUCUGAGCUGCUGCUGCAGCCCCAGCUCGGGUCUGGAGCCCUCCCUGUGCCCCAGGACAGUCUGUGCCCAGCCCUGUCUGUCUGUCUGUUCACUCAAAAACUGGAAAAGUAUUUUUUAAAAGAAUGAGAAGAGUGAGAAAAACCUCCAGCUCCCAGAGCCCAGGGAGUGAUGGAUGUACAGAUAAUACUGCACUAUUUUCCUUUGGUAUGUUGGGAAUGUUCUGUACAGCUGUUUCACACAAACCCAAUCUGUGAACUUUGCUGUAUUUGUUAGAACAUUCUGUCUGAUUGGAUUUUAUCAAUGUUGUGUAUUAUUUAUUUUUGUUGAGAGCAGACUAUUCUCUUUAUUGCUCAAUUAUUUAUGUUUAAAUGUAACUUAUGAAUAAAUACUUAUCAUCAAGGCA